This is a messenger RNA of Gossypium raimondii (Peruvian cotton), 1355 nucleotides long. RefSeq names its product feruloyl CoA ortho-hydroxylase F6H1-3. Bases 10 to 1098 code for a protein of 362 amino acids. The record is from RefSeq and is a predicted model, not a curated record. Lineage: Eukaryota; Viridiplantae; Streptophyta; Magnoliopsida; Malvales; Malvaceae. The transcript is spliced from 2 exons.
UGUUCAUCAAUGGCUCCGAUUAUCAGGGACCGACAAUUCACUGAUUCCUCUGCUCUCACCGAUUUUGUCAUAAACCGAGGGAAUGGAGUGAAGGGUUUGUCGGAAAUGGGUCUCAAAGCCCUCCCUAAACCUUACAUCCAACCAUUAGAAGAGAGAUUAUGUAUGACCAAAUUUGUACCCCAACAAUCCAUUCCAAUCAUUGAUAUGUCCUAUUGGAAAAACCCUCGAGUUGCAUCAGCGGUUUGUGAUGCAGCUGAGAAAUGGGGUUUUUUCCAAAUUGUUAACCAUGAUGUUCCGAUUGAAGUGCUGAAUAAUGUUAAAGAUGCUACUUAUCGAUUUUUUGAUCUACCUGCUGACCAAAAGAAUAAGUAUUCUAAGGAGAACUCGGCUUCGAACAAUGUGCGAUUCGGCACAAGUUUUAGUCCUGAGGCAGAAAAGUCUCUCGAAUGGAAAGAUUAUCUUAGCUUGUUUUUCGUAUCAGAGGAAGAGGCUUCUAUGCUUUGGCCACCUGUUUGCAGGGAGCAAGUGCUGGAUUAUAUAAGGAGGACUGAGGUUGUAAUUAAAAAAUUAUUACAAAUGCUAAUGGAGGGGCUAAAUGUGAAAGAAAUAGAUGAAGCAAAAAGAUCUCUAUUGAUGGGUUCGAUAAGGACUAACUUGAAUUAUUAUCCUAUUUGUCCUGACCCUGAAUUAACUGUCGGAGUAGGGCGUCAUUCUGAUGUCUCCACCCUCACUAUCCUUCUUCAAGACGAAAUCGGAGGGCUUUACGUGAGGGGAAAUCAAGGUGAUGGUGAUAAUUGGAUUCAUGUUCCUCCCAUUAAAGGAUCUCUCGUGAUCAAUGUUGGGGAUGCGUUGCAAAUACUAAGCAACAAUCGGUACAAGAGUGUUGAGCACCGCGUGAUUGCGAAUGGAACUAAAAAUAGGAUUUCGGUUCCCAUUUUUGUCAAUCCAAAACCCACUGAUAUUAUCGGCCCUUUGGUUGAAGUGUUAAAAAAUGGUGAGAAACCGAUUUAUAAGCAAGUUUUGUACUCAGAUUAUGUCAAACAUUUCUUCCGCAAGGCUCAUGAUGGGAAGAAAACCGUUGAAUUUGCAGAGAUAUGAAUAUAAUCGAUCUCUAAGGGCCCCUUUUGGAUGAAUGUUUACCUCUAGUGCAGUACGUUUAGUUUUUUUUUUUUGUCUCACACUUGCUAUAAUAUCUAAUCUCACCGCCAUCUCUAUUUUUACACUAACUACAGGUAAACGCACCGCUCAUUCAAAUUCAACCCAACCAAAUUCAAAAAAUGGUUACAAGCUAUUGCAAAUUAGUCCAUUAGUUUAUGUAUCUUUUGUGUGAAAUCAAAUAAAAUGGUUUAUCUUAA